AUGGCGUUUCGGGUCUCUUCUCGUCGGCUUUGUGUCGCAUUGACAGCACCUCGUGCUGCUCUCGUCAACCCCAUCUCAAAGCGUUAUGCGUCAUCAGCAUCGGCAGCGGUCGCGCAGUCGAACCUUCCUAAGGGAUUGAAGGACUCAAUUGCCAAAGAGGCCUGGCUGCCGAACUCGGACCCCGCCGAGUCAUCGCAGACAGCCCGCCUAGUGAAUGACCAGCUACCUUUCAUGGUCCCAACCUAUGUCCGACCACCGCCUAUGUUCGAGAAGGGAGAAGGAUGUUAUUUAUGGGAUGUGGAGAACAGGAAAUAUCUGGACUUCACUGCCGGUAUUGCUGUGAAUGCGUUGGGCCAUUGCGAUCCAGAGAUGGCGAAGCUUUUGGGACAGCAGGCCCAAACCCUUAUUCACACCUCAAAUCUCUACCACAACCCAUGGACUGGCACCCUCUCCAAAUCCCUCAUUGAGAAGACUCUAGAAUCAGGCGCUAUGCAUACUGCCUCCAAAGCCUUCAUCUGCAACUCAGGCUCUGAAGCCAAUGAAGCUGCCAUCAAGUUCGCGCGAAAGGUCGGUAAGGUCGUAGAUCCUUCAGGCGAGAAGUACGAGCUGGUCUCUUUCCACAACUCCUUCCACGGUCGCACCAUGGGCUCGCUCUCAGCGACACCGAACCCAAAGUACCAGAAGCCAUUCGCGCCAAUGGUUCCAGGAUUCAAAUACGGCACAUACAAUGAUAUAGAUGGAAUCAAGGACCUUGUCACGGAUAAAACUUGCGGUGUUAUUAUCGAGCCCAUCCAAGGCGAAGGCGGAGUGAACGUAGCUACAGAGGAAUUCCUCAUCGCGUUGAGGAAGCGAUGUGAUGAAGUCGGUGCGGUAUUGAUCUACGACGAGAUCCAAUGCGGCCUCUCCCGCACUGGACUACUGUGGGCGCAUGGCUCUCUACCAUCGGAAGCCCACCCGGAUAUUUUGACCACCGCCAAAGCCCUCGGAAAUGGCUUCCCAAUUGGCGCCACUAUCGUCAAUGAAGCUGUGGCUACUAAGAUCGUUACAGGUGAUCACGGAACGACUUUUGGAGGAAACCCGCUUGGUUCUCGAGUUGCACACUACAUUCUCUCGAGGCUCUCGGAUCCAGAACUGCAGAAAGGCGUAUUAGAGAAAGAGAAAGCCUUCCGCAAACACUUCAAGGCGCUGCAGAACCGAUUCCCGAGUAUCAUCACCGAAAUCAGAGGCAAGGGCCUCAUCCUUGGCCUCCAACUCAGUCAAGACCCGACACCAGUCAUAACGGCUGCCAGGGAGCGCGGAUUACUAGUGAUCACAUGCGGUACAAACACGCUCCGUUUUGUGCCACCGCUAGUAAUCUCUGAGGCUGAGAUAGAAGAGGGCAUGAAGAUACUCGGAGAGGCAAUGGCUGCUGUAUUCGAGGAGUCAAGGGAAAUUGAGGGCACAAAAGGACAACAGGAGAUGCAAGAUUCAUAG
This is a messenger RNA of Mytilinidion resinicola, 1473 nucleotides long. RefSeq names its product acetylornithine and succinylornithine aminotransferase. NCBI's taxonomy places the organism in Eukaryota, Fungi, Ascomycota, Dothideomycetes, Mytilinidiales, Mytilinidiaceae. Gene Ontology annotation, molecular function: pyridoxal phosphate binding; transaminase activity; identical protein binding. The transcript is spliced from 3 exons. Gene Ontology annotation, biological process: arginine metabolic process. The record is from RefSeq and is a predicted model, not a curated record. Gene Ontology annotation, cellular component: mitochondrial matrix. Bases 1 to 1473 code for a protein of 490 amino acids.